CCAAGCAGAACAGAACAUCGCAGCUUAUCCAUCAUCAUCUGGAUAAAGCGUCAGAAAACACACACACAAACGCCACUCUGAGGCAUUUUUAUACAUUGUUCCACCUUAGACACUCUGCCACGCCUCUCUCUCAUAUCUGAAUCUGAUUCAUGGCUUUAGCACUUUCCUCCACCUCAUUGUCAACUCUUCCAAACAGAGAAAUACGUCACAGGGUUUUCCCCGAAAGAACUCCCACAUGCUUGAGUUUGACCAGAAGAACCCUUACAAAUGCCACAAAAGGAGUGUCUUCUGUCUGUGAGCCACUUCCUCCGGAUAGACCCUUGUGGUUCCCUGGUAGUUCACCUCCUGAGUGGCUUGAUGGCAGUCUUCCCGGUGAUUUCGGUUUUGACCCUCUUGGAUUAGGGUCUGAUCCAGAGUUGCUAAAGUGGUUUGCUCAAGCAGAGCUAAUGCAUGCAAGAUGGGCAAUGCUUGCGGUGUUUGGGAUUCUCGUUCCGGAAUUGCUUGAAAAGAUUGGUUAUGUUGAGAAUUUCAAUUGGUACGAUGCUGGUGCGCGAGAGUAUUUCACAGACCCUACUACCCUGUUCGUUGUGCAGAUGGGCCUCAUGGGCUGGGUGGAGGGUCGGAGAUGGGCCGAUAUGGUUAACCCAGGGAGUGUUGACAUUCAGCCCAAACUGCCACACCUUACCAACCCAAAGCCCGAUGUUGGCUACCCCGGUGGGCUUUGGUUUGACCCAAUGAUGUGGGGGCGUGGGUCGCCCGAGCCAGUGAUGGUGUUGAGGACCAAGGAGAUCAAGAAUGGUCGACUUGCAAUGCUGGCUUUUGUUGGCUUCUGGUUCCAAGCUAUUUACACUGGGGAAGGACCCAUUGAAAAUUUGAUGGCACACAUUGCUGAUCCUGGUCACUGCAACAUUUUCUCGGCUUUUACGUCGCGGUAGAGCAUAGCUAUAUAUGGUUUGAAGAAAAGAAGAUAUAUAUGCAUCCGCAAUGAAUAUUAUUGCAUUAUACUGCACCAGCAAUGUCCAUUAUUUACAUUAAAUAUGUACUUUAUUUCCUAAUCCGAGCUUUUCAAUUGGCACGAGGUUUAAUUUUGGUCCUUUUAAACAAAAUGAAAUUACUAUUACUUAGGGAAAAUUUUCGUGCAUGGCAUGGAUCAUUUUCUUUGGAACAGUGGAGCUCCAAUGUAAUGAAAUUCUAGGUUGCAUUAA
Molecule: messenger RNA, 1205 nt
Organism: Cajanus cajan (pigeon pea)
Lineage: Eukaryota; Viridiplantae; Streptophyta; Magnoliopsida; Fabales; Fabaceae
Gene: LHCA6
Product: PSI type II chlorophyll a/b-binding protein (Lhca2*1)
Biological process (GO): photosynthesis, light harvesting
Cellular component (GO): membrane
Source: RefSeq, a predicted model, not a curated record